This is a messenger RNA of Rhizoctonia solani, 540 nucleotides long. RefSeq lists its product as uncharacterized. The record is from RefSeq and is a predicted model, not a curated record. The coding region runs from base 1 to 540 and encodes 179 amino acids. NCBI's taxonomy places the organism in Eukaryota, Fungi, Basidiomycota, Agaricomycetes, Cantharellales, Ceratobasidiaceae. The transcript has a single exon.
AUGAACAAUAUCAGCAAGAUCCUUAAAUGCAAGACAACCAAUGUUGAUGGUACUCACAAGGCCACUGGCACUGCCAGAGCCCAACUCUUUGGCUGGGAUUGCACCAUUGAAUGGCUCAGGAUAGAGUGUUCUAUCUUACAGGAGAGGUGUCAUCAGCUUGAACAACAAGCCAAUAGUCUGACUAUGGCUAUGGCUGUGUAUGGUAUACCCAUGCCAAAAGGAGCUUUGGGGGCUGCUGGUGGUCCCUCAAAUGGUAAUGCACUUGCUAGCUUUCUUUGUGAGCACUUGCCAGCCAUCAAUCCUGCUGUAGCAGGUGAUGUUAUUUGCAAGACCCCUGAGGAUGAUUCCAUGCCCACUCCCAAUUGUCCCUGCUUGGCAUUCAUUUCCAACCACACUGAGCCAGACAAUAUUAAUCCUACCCUGUGUGAAGACAUGGAUCACAAUUUUGUGGAAGAAGCUUCAAAGGUAUUUAACAUGCCUCCCAGUUCAAAAGUAACUAUUUCCAAAAAGGGCAAGCCCCUGGUUCAUUCUGGAUUUUAA